AUGUUCGCACCAAUCGCCGAGGCAGGCAAGAAACGGUCCGCGGACGGGGGGGGGCCGACCGGCCCGAGCCCGGAAGAGGACGUGGGCGCGGCCGUGGUGCCAGCCGACAUCCGGCGUUUCCAGAGGGAAAUGGCGAAAUUGUUGAUGCACCACGAAGAUUUCUGCCGCUCGGGGUCGCGCGACGACAACUUCGUGUUGUCACUGGUGACGGGGGCGCCCAUCCAGGUGGCGCUCGACAACGGGGCCAAGGAUUACGGGAAGACGGGGAAGGAGGCGAGGGAGGCGGCGCCCGACCUGGCAUCGUACAAGGGGCAUCCGAAGGGGAAGCGCCCCGAUUGUUUUCUGCGCAUGGUGUUGUUCCGGAUGGGGGAGGCUUGCGAGGCCAAGUUGGAGCGAGUCCGCGUGGCCAUCCAGCAGGGCGAGGACCCCGCGGCAGCCCUGGAGGCGUUGAAGGUGCUCCAGACGUACGCGGGCCGUGUCCAGGACCCAGCGUUCCACUUCAUAUCCACGCGGUGCUUCCACGUGCAGGCGACGGAGGGGGAGGAGGGGGAGGAGAAGGAGGUCACGAAGUGGAUUUUUGCAUGCAACCAUCACCCGGACCUCCGAGGGGCACUUCACACCCUCCGCGUGAACGGCGGCUUGUCCGGAGCCAACCUGGUGCUGACGUACGACCAGGCGCCGCGUUGCAAGCAAGCCAAGUUGGUGGAGAAGCUGGCUUUCAAGAGCCAGGGCGGCGCGUCCGGGUUGGCAGGCGCGGCCGGGAGGCCCAAGAAGCCGAAGAAGGCAUAG
Messenger RNA from Prorocentrum cordatum, 789 nucleotides. The record is from the annotation of a GenBank genome assembly. NCBI's taxonomy places the organism in Eukaryota, Dinophyceae, Prorocentrales, Prorocentraceae.